CGCUCUUCCAACGCAAAAAUUAAACAAAAUAAACAAAGUUAGAUGCAUUAAUGAUAAAAUCCGACACAGUGCGUCCCCACUGAUACUCGGAAGUGUGUGCUACCUUGGACCGCGGCUCAGCUCAAAUCCGCUACUCAUUAAAAGUUGAUGCUGCAGUAGCGCAGCAGCGGCCAUCAACAAAAAAGAAAACCUCGAAACCCAAUCGCGUGCAAAGUACAAAAAGUGUGUAUUAUUUAAUAAUAAUUGUCGCUAACCAUUAUCGUGUGCUAAAUAUUGGGCACUAUACCCCAUAGUGGUGCAAUUAAAGGCCAAACGCAGCGAUUUGCUGCCGCGGCGGUGGUGCAAAGAGAACAUAAAAUCGCUGGCAAGAAGAAGAGCCUAUAGUGGCGCUGUGUGAGAAAAUAAAACAAAAAAGACAACACAACGCGCAUUGCAGCGUCCACUGGAGGCUUCCACCAAUUAAAUCGGAAGUAAAAUAAAUGUAAAGCCAGCACGUAAUUGCAAUAAACGAAGAAAAAGAUCCAGUGCAUAUUUGUUUUUGUAUGCUGCAGGCCGCCGCUGCAGGUGCUGCUGCUGCUUGCGCUUGGCGCUUUCGAGACAACACGACGCUGCCAACGCUGACGACAUGCGCGCGUAGAGUUGCCAGCUCCAAAUUGCAAAGGUUGCCGUUGUGCCGUUGUUCCGUGGCCGUGUGCCGAGUGCCGUUUCUUGGGAAUAGUUUUUGAAAAUUCAGUUGUUCUUGUGCUAAGAUGAUUCGGUCGAUAUGCUUUUGGCGGUCCCAGGCCGCACCAAGUGGAUAACAGUCGAGUGAGAGAGCAGCAGAUCAGCGAUCACCGUAAAGCCAGCCACCAGCAAACAUCAGCAUCAGUCCAUUUGACAUCGGGUGCAGACCACCCGCGAGCUACAUCUUAUAAUUUCUUCACCCCGCGUCGAGAUCUCCAGCGAGGGAUUGACGACGCCGCUUAGAUAGAAUUUCUUCCCCCCGUAGUUAAAGAAAAAGCUGCCACCAUUCGGAAGAAAAAUACCUCUAAUAUGACCCAUAAUCUCGGUAUGGCGCCAUAUCGUUUGCCGGGUCCAGCAGGCGGCCUCUGUCCGCCUGACUUCAAACCGCCGCCUCCGUCGGAUAUCAUCUCGGCGCCGAGCAAUCCCAAGAAGCGGCGGAAAACAUCGAAUGCGGCCAACUCGGCUGCUGCGGCAGCGGCGGCGGCGGCAGCAGCUGCGGCCGCCGCUGCCAAUUCAAUGCAGCAACAAUCAGCACCACCAACGCCGCAGGAUCUGUUGCCGCCGCCGCCGAUGGGCGGCUUCGGAGACACCAUUAUUGCCUCGAAUCCCUUUGACGACAGCCCUCAGGUCUCGGCCAUGUCGAGCUCGGCCGCCGCGGCGAUGGCGGCCAUGAACCAAAUGGGCGGAGGUCCAGGACCUGGACACUUUGGCGGCGGACAUCCGCAUCCGCACUGGGAGGAUCGCAUGGGCAUGGGCGGUGGCCCGCCGCAUAUGCAUCCCCACAUGCAUCCGCACCAUCCGGGCGGACCGAUGGGUCAUCCCCAUGGACCCCCGCAUCACAUGGGCGGUCCACCGCCAAUGCGUGGCAUGAGUCCAAUGCAUCCGCAUGCGAUGGGACCCGGCCCUGGAGUGGGACUGCCGCCGCAUAUGAAUCACGGACGACCUGGUCCCGGUGGCCCCGUGCCCAUGGGCAGUCCCAUGGGCGCCAUGGCUGGAAUGGGCGGAAUGAGUCCAAUGGGCAAUAUGGGAGGACCAAGCAUAUCACCACAUCACAUGGGCAUGGGAGGACUCUCGCCAAUGGGCGGUGGUCCGAACGGACCCAACCAGCGGGCCAUGCAGGGCUCUCCCAUGGGAGGAGCUGGCGGUCCUGGCCAAAACUCGCCCAUGAAUUCGUUGCCGAUGGGCUCGCCGAUGGGUAAUCCCAUUGGUAGUCCCCUUGGACCGCCUUCAGGUGGUCCGGGGCCGCAGCAGCAGCAGCAACAACAACAACAGCAACAGCAACAACAACAACCUCCGCAGCCACCCAUGAACAAUGGACAGAUGGGUCCGCCCCCGUUGCACAGUCCUCUGGGCAAUGGACCGACGAAUCAUGGCAGUCAUAUGCCAGGUGGACCCGGUCCAGGUCCUGGGCCUGGGCCCGGUGGCCUCGUCGGACCAGGUGGCAUGUCUCCCGCCAACAACAACAACAGCGGCGGCGGCGGAGGAGGAGGUGGUCCGGGAAACAACAUGCUCGGCAACAACAACAGCAACAAUGCAAGCAACAACAAUCAAAAUCCUCAUCUGUCGCCGGCCGGUGGCCGUCUCGGAGUGCCCACGUCGCUGCAAUCGAAUGGCCCCUCAUUGUCGGCCGCCUCCUCGGCAUCGGCAACGGGGUCGACGCCCACGCAAACAUCGACAGCGACGACCGCAUCAUCGAUGUCCACGUCAGUGCCUACAUCCUCGCCAGCGCCGCCCGCCAUGUCACCGCAUCACUCGCUGAACAGUGCCGGCCCCAGUCCGGGCAUGCCCAACUCGGGUCCCAGUCCUCUCCAAUCGCCCGCCGGUCCGAAUGGUCCACAAAACAACAAUAACAAUAACAAUGGACCCAUGAUGGGCCAGCAAAUGAACCCGAAUGUUCCUAUGCAGCAACAACAGCAGCAACAACAACAACAACAACAACAGCAGCAACAGCAACAACAACAGCAGCAGCAACAACAACAGCAGCAGCAGCAGCACAUGGGCGGUCCUCCUGGUCAUGGACCCGGGCACGGUCACGGUCACGGUCAUGGGCACGGUCACGGUCACGGGCAUGUCCAUGGACAUGGGCACGGCCCUGGCAUGGGCAUGAAUCAGAUGUUGCCGCCCCAGCAACCAUCGCAUCUUGGUCCACCGCACCCGCAGCUAAUGAAUCAUCCGCACCACCAUCCGGGUGGACCACCCCCGCCCCAUAUGAUGGGUCCCGGCGGACCAGGCGGCGGCAUGCAUGGUGGACCAGGCGGUAUGCCUCCCCACAUGGGCGGCGGCGGCCCCAAUCCCCACAUGAUGGGUGGACCGCACGGGAAUGCAGGUCCGCAUAUGGGACACGGGCAUAUGGGCGGUGUGCCAGGACCAGGCCCGGGACCAGGAGGCAUGAACGGACCCCCACACCCGCACAUGUCGCCCCACCACGCACACGCCCAUCCCCACCAUCAUCACAGUCCCAUGGGUGGCCCCGGACCCAAUAUGUUUGGCGGCGGAGGACCCAUGGGUCCUGGCGGACCGAUGGGAAACAUGGGACCCAUGGGCGGCGGCGGGCCAAUGGGUGGACCGAUGGGAGUGGGACCCAAGCCGAUGACAAUGAGCGGUGGCAAGAUGUAUCCGCCUGGGCAGCCGAUGGUCUUCAAUCCCCAGAAUCCCAAUGCGCCGCCCAUAUAUCCGUGUGGCAUGUGCCACAAGGAGGUGAACGACAACGAUGAGGCCGUGUUCUGUGAAUCCGGAUGCAACUUCUUCUUUCACAGAACCUGCGUGGGGCUGACCGAGGCGGCCUUCCAAAUGCUCAACAAGGAGGUGUUUGCAGAGUGGUGCUGCGACAAGUGUGUGUCUUCCAAGCAUAUUCCCAUGGUCAAGUUCAAAUGUUGAAGCGGAAUGGAGGAACGGACUACGGAAGGCAGCAGCGAAGGAACCUAUCAAUCAACCACCAGCAACAACACCACCAACACCAGCUAGCACUCACUCACUGUAUAAAAUAUCCAAGCAUACUCUACUAUCUUAAUUGUACAAUUUAUAAGCUGCUCAAUAGUCAAGUCAUGUCCCCCCCCCCCCCUCCCCACGAUUACCCCCGGAUGCCGCCCAGGCCGAGGCCGAGAGACGAUGGCAGGCCCCGAACUAAAGUGCCGGAGCAGUGUUGUGACUUUCAGCUCCGGGCUCCCAGGAUCCAUCCGGCUCAAAAUCCCAAAACCUCUUUAAGCGCAAGCAAGCGCAAAAGAAAAAACCUAAACGAAAUCUGUAAACGAAAUAUGUUUAAUUGUAAUAUAAAUGUAAUGUGUAUAUGUCUGCUCGUUCAGCAAAAGAAAAGAGCAAUCAAACCAGACCAGACGAAGCGCAGUGUGUGUGUGCCCCCCCGCUUGGCGCAUCAGGGCAAUCAAAAACCAAGCUAAGGAACAUCUAGAAUCUAGUUUGUAAUAUAAAGCAAAAUUUGAUAGGCGUUAAAUGUGACAAAAACAUAAGGAAACACCCACACACACACA
Messenger RNA from Drosophila persimilis, 4208 nucleotides. It is a transcript of the gene pygo, whose product is annotated as protein pygopus. The coding region runs from base 1033 to 3600 and encodes 855 amino acids. Lineage: Eukaryota; Metazoa; Arthropoda; Insecta; Diptera; Drosophilidae. The record is from RefSeq and is a predicted model, not a curated record. The transcript is spliced from 3 exons.